AUGGCCCCCAAAAAGAAGCACCCGGGCAAACCGGAAGGGAUUCAUUUCGUCAACGCCAGACCAUCGUCCGAGACAGAACGUGUCAGAGCCCAGCGCAUGGUACGCGCACACGUUGGUCGCUGGAUCUCCGAUCAGACCAAAGACCGCGACCUGCCAAACCCCUCGAAUCCCAUCUAUAGCAGCUCCAGCUCCAGCUCCAGCGUCAGCGCCAGCUUCAGACCCAGUGCUCACAACCCUCCCCCCUCCAGGACUCUUAUCUCACGAUCACGCAGCACCGACCAUCCCGCGCAGUCUCUAACACUGAGACAAUGGCCGACAUUUCCACAGCCCCACCCCAGCGAUUAUAGCGAUAGCAGCGACGACGGCGCUUCGCCGCCGCAGUUCAACGAUCCCUCGGCUGUCAUGCCGUGGCAAAGGAAACCCCACAUCGAGCGCGAGGUGAAUCGCAUACUAGAUCCGUUCGACACCUUGCCCUCGCGCUUUCCGAGGGAGAUAAUUGAUAGCUGUGAAAAUUAUUUACUGAAGGUGCUCUGGCCAAGCCUUCUACCCAUAGGGCCGCGCAGUCGACAGGGACCUGGGGAGUCCUGGUUUCCACUUUCACUCACCGACCCGGCCCUCUUCAACGCUUUCUUGUAUGCGUCUAUGUGUCACCAACGAGCGCAGUGGCUGAAUGGCUGGAUUCCACACGCUGACUACGGCCCCUCACAAGCCAAGUUCCUCGCAUUAAUUGAGAUGGAAUCAAUCCAACUGAUCAGCCAAGCAGUCCGCGACCCCUCGCGCGCAGUUAGCGAUGCUGUGCUAUUGAGUGUUAUCUGCAUGAUGCAUCACCAGGCCCCCGACUCGACGAGAACCACACGAUAUAAGAAAACACCUUUCAAUGCGCCUCAUCAACGACUGCAGUGGAUGGAUGUCUAUGGCUGCCUCCCACCCAAUAUGAUCCAUGCCACUGGCCUGAAACAGUUGGUCAAAAUGCGGGGAGGAUUGAAGAAUAUCAAAUCGGGCGGGUUGGCACAGAUCAUCAGCUUCUCGGAGGUAUUUUCAGCUGCUCUCUUAGGCGCGCAGCCGAUCUUCGAUUUCUGGCCGCUCGAUGAAUCGCGCCUCGGUCUGUCCGUACAGGAGUUGCUUGGGUUCACCCCCGAAGAAACGCAAUGCAACUUUGGCCGUUUCCACCACAUCGGCUUCACGCCCCAGUUAUCAGAAGCACUUCAGGCCCUCACUACCUAUACUAUAAGAUUGCAAGCUAGCCUUGCAGGAGCCACGGACGUCGCCCUUCUCGCCGACCAGCGUAACAUGACCAUCUAUACCCUCAUGUCGGUCCCUUCUGCGGCAGACAUAUCCACAACUUUCCGUUCCCCCGCGCAAGAAGCCACCUACGAAAUGUGCCGUCUCACGGCACAGAUCUACGGAGUCGGCGUCGUCUUCCCCCUUCCCGCGCAGAACACCCCCCUCCCUCUCCUGGCAAAACAUAUCCGAGCCAUCCUCUGCCACCCCACUUCCUCUCCUCUCUGGUCCUCUCCGGAUUUCCGGAUCCCCAUGCUUUGGACAAUUACUCUGGCCGGCAUCGCCGCCUUCGGUGCCCUGGAACGUCCAUUCUUCGUCUCCGCUCUGAGCCAUACAUCCCGCCAUUACGGCAUCCGUUCCUGGGCAGAGCUCAAGCGCAUUCUCCAGAUCGUCCUGUGGUACGAUCUUGCCUGUGACCAAGCGGGCGAGGCGCUGUGGGACGAAGCGAUGAAUUUUCAUCCUACAAUG
Messenger RNA from Penicillium chermesinum, 1749 nucleotides. RefSeq lists its product as uncharacterized. The record is from RefSeq and is a predicted model, not a curated record. The transcript has 3 exons. Lineage: Eukaryota; Fungi; Ascomycota; Eurotiomycetes; Eurotiales; Aspergillaceae. The annotation marks the transcript as partial.